UUGGGGAAGCAGUGUAAAUGAAUUGGGCCUACAGUAAUCCCAGGCUACCGCUUGAAACUCCAAUCCCUUAUCCUCUUUCUCUGUCUGUUCCCCCCUCUGAUUCUCGACUCUGCUCAUCUUUGUCUCUCUCUAUCUCCUCUCCUUUGUUCGUUUCCCCUCUCCCUCUGCUCGGUCGAUUUAAGGGGGUUUUAUCCUCGCCUCUUGAAACCCUCGAUCGAGCAGUCCCCGCGCUUUCACGCCUGUUCUUUCGAAUCGAUCGAGGGUUUUUCUUCUAUAUAGAGAGUGAUUGGUCGUGAGGAAGAUGGGGCUGACGUCUGGUUUGGUGGAUAUUAUGCGGAGACAGGCAACUGGGGACAUGUUUGCGGAGGUUGUCAUGGUCGUGGCUCCGCUGUGGGCUGCUGUAGUUGUGGGGGUUGUGGUGGGUUGGAUUUGGAAACCCAAAUGGGCGGAAUUGGGUGGAGAAACACUCACUUCCUCCACAUCUAAAUUCAAUUUUUGUUCAAUUCCAAGUUUGAAGCUUCAGCUUCUUCCCUGGAUUGCUGAUUAUGGUGUCGGAAAUUAUUCCCAAUCCUCUCAAAAUGCCAGCUUUAAUCGCAGCCUUCCUCCCCAGGUUGAGAAAGAGAGAUCAGGGUUGGUGGCAGAGGACGAUUUGAGGCAUUUAUGGAAGUUAGUCGAGGUUACAGAUGGCGGUCCUGCUUGGAUUCAGAUGAUGGACCGAUCGACCCCCACUUUCGCGUAUCAAGCUUGGAGGCGAGAACCUCAGAACGGUCCUCCCCAGUAUCGAAGUAGGACAGUGUUUGAGGAUGCCACUCCAGAGAUGGUGAGGGACUUCUUUUGGGAUGAUGAAUUUCGUGCAAAGUGGGACGAUAUGCUCUUAUAUUCUUCUACCCAUGAGGAAUGCCGUGACACUGGCACUAUGGUUGUGCAAUGGGUGCGAAAGUUCCCCUUCUUUUGUAGUGAUAGGGAGUAUAUAAUAGGACGUCGAAUAUGGGAUGCCGGCCGAGUAUUUUACUGCGUCACAAAGGGAGUAAAUUACCCGGCUAUACCAAGGCGUAACAAGCCACGGCGUGUUGACUUAUACUAUUCAAGCUGGUGCAUCCGCGCAGUUGAAUCAAGAAGACGGGAGGGUGAGAUGACGGCGUGCGAGGUGUUACUCUUCCACCAUGAAGACAUGGGAAUACCGUGGGAGAUAGCAAAGCUGGGAGUGAGACAGGGGAUGUGGGGGGCGGUGAAGAAGAUAGAGCCGGGUUUACGUUUGUAUCAGAAGCUGAGAUCUUCAUCGGCAGCAGGAGGAGGAGGAGCAAUGCCAUUAUCGGCAUCGGCUUCAAUGGCUCAGAUCAAUACCAAAGUGAAUCUCGAUGAUCUCUUCCUCGACAAAGAGAAGGGUUCAUCAUCAUCUUCAUCUCCGGUGGUUGAUUCCCCUCGGAGACCGUUGGGGAAGAUUCUGCUUGUGGGAGGGGCAAUUGCGGUGGCGUGCUCUCUGGACAAGGGACUCUUGACAAAGGCUGUCAUUUUCGGAGUAGCCAGGAGGUUUGCAAACAUGGGUGGUAAAAGGUUGUAAUUACAUGUUUUUUUUUACAUGUAUGUAGUUUGGUAAAAGAAAACAUUACCGUAACUCUUUGCCAAUGGUGGUUCAGCUUAUUAUAAAAAAGGGAGAAUAGAAGGUUUGCUUCUGCGUUUUAUGGA
Molecule: messenger RNA, 1686 nt
Organism: Tarenaya hassleriana
Lineage: Eukaryota; Viridiplantae; Streptophyta; Magnoliopsida; Brassicales; Cleomaceae
Exons: 6
Coding region: 302-1561 (419 amino acids)
Molecular function (GO): lipid binding
Source: RefSeq, a predicted model, not a curated record